GAGGACACUCCCCACUGGGAUCUACGAGACCAUGGGGUCUCCUCCACAGCUGUGUCUCCGUGACAGGGUGCUGGGAGGGGGGAGCGAUGCGCUUCCUUUCAGUGGUGCCUCGUGGGGAACUGCUCAGAAGUCUAGCAAAUGCUGGGAACUUAGUUCAACAUAACCUUCUCCCUGGAUGAUCCCCAGAUUUCUAUUGGAAUCUCACCCACAACCACCAGACUCAUUUGUUAAUAUUGAAUAUUGAAUAUAUUGAAAUUGAAGACGUUCCUAUAACCACUUCCAUGAUGCUAAAAGCACCAGUUACUGCGUGUUGUGUGUGAAUGACUGUUUUUGUCUUUUUUAUUAACGUAUAAUGUAUUAUGUGUUUCAGGGUAAAUGACUAUUUUUGAUCAUGGGGUCCUCUCUUUCAUUCCAGGGAAAAAAAUCUGGGCAAAGGGGUCUACCUAGCGUCCUCUCUUUAGAAAACACUAGUUAUUUCUUUCUAUGUGGCAGAAACAUACACUCCACGUUCCCCCUGGAGAGGAUGCUGUGAAGUUGUUGCCCUCAUUCCUGCUGCUGAAACCAGGAAAACCCUUCCACCUACUGCCCGUGUCCAAUCUGGGGUUUUCUCCUACUGUCCUAAAAUAGCACAUGGUAACAGGGAUGGAUAGCACUUUGGGUGGAUGUCCACGAAUACCCCUGUAGUAGACAGGGAUUUGCCUGAGCCUUGUUCCCUUCUUGGGUUGGGUCGCAGAACUCGUAAAGGUAACUCGGAAUCUGUGGUUGUGGUACAACCUUUACUGCUCCUGUUAGAGCUUUUGAAUAUCAACAAGUCCAGCUAGACAGUCGCAGUAGUAGUCUUCAAAACCGCAGUCCUGCGCCUUCGCCCUACACAGCAGGGAGGGGAAGAAUGCUGUUUUUAUGUUAACAAAUUGGGGGAAAUAAUGCAAGAAUGAAAAAUAACGAAAGGUAAUAUCAAACUGUGAUCUGAAAUAAGCCAGGCCCCCCAGGACCUGGGACUUUUUCAGCUUAUUAAAUAUGGGCAGCUGGGGAAACUGGUCGAGGAGGUUUUCCAGCCAGUAGCCGUUAAUUGGACUUUUGGCCCUGGGUAUGAUCCUCCCAGACAUAGGUACAAACUAGAGUUCUUUUCCGCUCCAGGAAUUCUCAACUGGGAGACACAUGACUGAGAUUCCCCAUUUCUUGACUGUUGUUCAAGUGAGGCGUGAUACCCUCUUGCUGUUUCCCUCCUAUGAGGGACAGACAUCUGAGGAUGUCCCUGCAGUUAGUUCUGAGGGGCACCAUCCACUCACAGCUACGGACAUCUCUGACUAAACCAGACAGGCAGGCAGAUUGGUUGAUCAACGUGGCCUUCUGUGAAAGAUGUGGAUCAGAGGGGGAAAUCUGAGGAUUUGAAUCUAAAAUGGAACUGAAGGCUACGUAAAGUGGAGAAUCUCACGCAUGCGCCAUCAAAACAGCGGACUUGAGGACUGUCGGGCCGAUUUCCCAUGAACGCUUGAUUGACAGAAGAUGGAAGCUGUUGCCAGCCAGUGAGUGUCCACCUAGAACCUCUUCCCACCUUUGAGCUGUUGAACUUGCCGUGUGGCUCCUAACUGGAUCUUCCCCUCUCAUACUCUGCCAGAAAAGCACCCCGCCCUGAACCUUCAGCACACUCACCUGCAGCUCCUGAAUUACACUUCCUGUGCUCUUCCCAAGUCACCUCUGUUUCCGGUCAUCAAGCUUGCCUCGGUCUGUCUCCUUUCUCGUAGGUUCACAGAAACCCAAGUCCACACAGCAGGCGGAUGACCCUGGGUCAAGCGUUUUGCCUUGACCAGCCUUCGUGUCCUCUCCCAUACGCCGGGGACAUUGCCUCCUUGGCAGAGUUGGUGUUGGGUGGAAGAUGUGGGAGAGUGCCUGUCACACGGAGCCCUUGCUAGUCAAGAAGGUGUUAGACUCAGGUGUGUGGCUUGAUUGGGUGUUAUCGAUGAGGGGGGAAAACCGGAGCCUGUCCACUGAACUGGCCGUGACGGUGGCUUCUGAAGAGCAGGCUCUUGCCAGCAGCUAGGGUGCAUGUGGCCGAUGUGAGGUGCUAUCCGAUGUGUCUGUCACACGGUGCAGGCACAUUAGAGUUGGUGUCACGGCGAAACAGGUAUCCGUCCAUACUCUGUAACCCGGAAGCCCUGCUGUGGCAAUCCUCCUCUUGCUGUGUGAGUAUGGAAUUGGGGGCUGGGCCAGCACACAAAUGAAGAUGUUCGCGUGGACACCAGCAAAGGUGUGCUGUCGGGAAAGCCGUCAGGACUCCAGAGCUGGUGACUGGGAUGUACGGACGUCAGCUCUUAGGCUGUUGCCAUCAGAUGUUAUUGUGAAGUCUUACCUGCCUUGAGAUCAAAACAUUCAGAUGGCAGAUAACAGUUUUUCAGAUGGUGUUCCUUCAGAUGCCUUGGAGGCUGCUAAAAAUGCAAGUAACACAGAAAAGCUCACUGAUCAGGUGAUGCAGAAUCCUCAAGUUUUGGCAGCUUUACAGGAACGGCUUGACAAUGUCUCCCACACUCCUUCAAGUUACAUUGAGACUUUGCCGAAAGCCGUGAAGAGAAGGGUCAACGCACUGAAGCAGCUGCAGGUGAGGUGCGCCCACAUAGAAGCCAAGUUCUACGAGGAGGUGCACGACUUGGAGAGGAAGUACGCCGCCCUGUACCAGCCCCUCUUCGACAAGAGAAGGGAGUUCAUCACGGGGGACGUGGAGCCGACGGACGCAGAGUCGGAGUGGCACAGCGACAACGGGGAGGAGGAGAAGUUGGCUGGAGACAUGAAAAAUAAAGUAGUCCUAGCAGAAAAAGAAGCAGCAACAGGAGAGGAGCCAAACCCCAGAGGAAUUCCAGAGUUCUGGUUUACCAUCUUUAGAAAUGUAGAUAUGCUAAGUGAAUUAGUCCAGGAGUAUGAUGAGCCGAUCUUGAAGCACCUGCAGGAUAUUAAAGUGAAGUUUUCAGACCCUGGGCAGCCUAUGUCUUUUGUAUUAGAGUUCCACUUUGAACCCAACGACUACUUUACCAAUUCAGUCCUGACAAAAACAUACAAGAUGAAGUCAGAGCCGGAUAAGGCCGAUCCCUUUUCCUUCGAAGGUCCUGAAAUAGUUGACUGUGACGGGUGUGCUAUUGACUGGAAGAAAGGGAAAAAUGUUACAGUCAAAACAAUCAAGAAGAAGCAGAAACAUAAGGGCCGAGGCACAGUGAGAACAAUUACCAAACAAGUUCCCAACGACUCGUUUUUCAACUUUUUCAGCCCGCUGAAAGCGUCUGGGGAUGGAGAGUCACUGGAUGAAGACUCGGAAUUCACAUUAGCCUCUGACUUUGAAAUCGGACACUUCUUUCGUGAGCGGAUAGUCCCGCGGGCCGUGCUCUACUUCACAGGGGAGGCCAUAGAGGAUGACGACAACUUUGAAGAGGGUGAGGAAGGAGAGGAGGAGGAGUUGGAAGGCGACGAGGAGGGGGAGGACGAGGACGACGCCGACGUUAACCCUAAGAAGGAGCCCAGCCAGCCGUCCGAGUGCAAACAGCAGUGAGGAGCGAGCACCCCGCAGGUGUGGCGUCGGGACACGUGGCGGCCGCGCCACCGUAUGGGCAGUGCUUCCUUCUAACUUGUUCUCGAGUGCAUGAUUUUGACUUUAACUUUUCCUUUAUCCUAAUUAUUUUGCUUAACCUGUACAGUGGCAACUUAAAUGCGUUUCAGAAAUAGGAGGUUUGAUUCCAGCACCCUCUACGGCCUUGGGUGCAGCUCAGUGGACUUUCCCAGGCCCGGCCUUCAGGAGGGCCCCAUAGACCCCAGGGGGAGGGGGCGGCAGAAGGUCAGUCAAUGCCAAGGGCAGAUGUCUUGGGAUGUGGUUCCGGGGCACGUAGAACCAGUCACAUCGCUCCGCAGUCGGACUGGACGCUGCCUUCACUUGAAGAAACCCACGCGCUUUGUGUCUCCCACCACGUGGUCUCCUGUGCUCUAACGGUCUCAGAAGAGCUGUGUAGAGUAGGGUCCUGUUCUCUUUAGAGCGUUCUUUCUCUGGUUCUGUCUUCCUCAGGGUGGGGUAGGGGUUGUGGUGCACCCCAACCCUGAGGCGUGAGUGUUUGUGGUUCAUCUUCGUAUUUAUUUAUUCUUCCCUGCUAGUGAGGGCUUGGGACGCAUGCUGUCACUUGUCCUUACACUUUCUGAAACCAUGUGUGUGACCUGGUGACUUGCCAGGCGGGAGUGGUGGUGGCUCCCAAGAGAGUGAGGCCUGUGGAGAAGGAGCCUCGCUCCAUCCUGCCCACGGCUGAGGGCAGGAGCUCGUUUUCACGACAUACAGACCACCCGGCUUUUGGGGUGGGGUGCGGGGUUGUGGGCCGAGUGCCGGGGUUUGCCAGGCUUCUGUGGUGAGGGGCCAGGGCUGGGAAGCACUGCUUUCCUUCUAGUGUGGACACGUCGAGUCUUGCUUUCUCAGUACCCCCACUUCUUGGCCCCAUGCUCAUCUUGUCUUAAAAGCCCUGGGUUCAGAGCGACCUGUUCUUGGCUGGCGUGUGGGGUUUCCGAGUGUGUGACCAUAGUCUCUGGCAGCCGGGGAUGCUGUGUCCACACUGUGUCCAGGCCUGUAGAGUGCUCAGCCUUACUUAUAACACAUUUGUAACUGAAUACAGUGUUUUCAAUUUGUACAGAAUAGUUAGAAUAUUCUAUUAAAGUUGUGAAACAUGAACCCA
Callorhinus ursinus (northern fur seal) is the source of this 4694-nucleotide messenger RNA. RefSeq names its product nucleosome assembly protein 1 like 4 (gene NAP1L4). Gene Ontology annotation, cellular component: nucleus. The record is from RefSeq and is a predicted model, not a curated record. Gene Ontology annotation, biological process: nucleosome assembly. Lineage: Eukaryota; Metazoa; Chordata; Mammalia; Carnivora; Otariidae.